Messenger RNA from Pelodiscus sinensis (Chinese soft-shelled turtle), 1369 nucleotides. The record is from RefSeq and is a predicted model, not a curated record. NCBI's taxonomy places the organism in Eukaryota, Metazoa, Chordata, Testudines, Trionychidae.
GGGCAGGGAAAGCGGCUGCAGCUGGCCUGGACCGUCACGUCCCCCUUCCGCCCCUUGCGCCCUCUUCCUUCUGGGGGCCGGGGCCAAGAGGGGGCUGGUUACCGCCCUGCGGGGUUUGGCGGGAGGGGAACGUCCCACGCGGCUGUAACUUUCACUUUCCUUUUCCCUGGUGCGGAAAUGCUGCGAGCGGGACCAGCCGCCGUGCCGGGAAGGGAGCGCGCCGCGGCGCCUUUAAGCCAGGGCUGGGAGAAACAAGGGGAACGCGCUGCCGCAGGGAAUUGAGCCCCCUACCGCGUCCCUGAGCGGUACAAGUCCCCCGAAGAUCAUCACACCGCUCAGCGGGACCAAAGAGUGUCUCUACCUAAUGACUGGAAGAUAGCGAACGUGAUGCCAGUGUUUACAAAGGGCUCUAAAGGUGAUCCUGGCAAUUACAGACCGUUCCAGUGAAAUGAAAGGUCUCUCCAUUUACCGCUGCUCCAGAGCCAGCGCCUCUCUGCCUGAUGUUAUCAUUUUCUUCAUUACAUUUUAUGUUCAAAAGCUGGAAUCAGCACAGUUUAAAGUGUUGGGACCUGACCAGCCUGUCACGGCCUUGGUGGGAGAUGACGUCGUGUUACCCUGUCGCCUGUUCCCCAGGAUGAGCGCUGAGAACAUGAACGUGACUUGGUUCCGGGCCCACCUCUCUCCAUUUGUCCAUCGCUAUAGUAAUGGAAAGGACCAAUACGAGCAGCAGAUGCCGGAAUACCAGGGGAGGACAGAGCUCUUGAAAGAUGGUCUGACCCAGGGGAAUAUUGCCUUGAAAAUUUUUCACGUCAGUCUCUCUGACGAGGGGCGGUACAGCUGUUUUGUUCAAGAUGCCCUCUUUUAUGAAGAAGCGCUGCUGGAACUACAGGUGGCAGCUUUAGGCUCUGCUCCUCAUGUGUCCAUUGAGGAUUACCAGGAUGGAGGGAUCCGAGUGGUGUGCCGAUUGGCUGGGUGGUACCCGGAGCCCAAGGUGGUGUGGAGAGAUCUCAGUGGACAGGCCGUUCCUUCAGCCUCUCACACAAAUUCACGAGAAGCCAAUGGACUGUAUAGAACAGAAACUUCUGCCAUUAUAAUGGAAAAUUCCAAUCGGAUCGUGUCCUGUUUGGUCAGGAACACCCGCCUCAGCCAAGAAAAGGAAUCAACAUUAUUUUAUAUUUCAGAUUCCCUUUUCCCUAAGGUGAAUCCCUGGAUGGUGUCUCUGGGAGUGACCCUGGUGGUUUUGCUGGGCUCCUUUGCCCUGAGUGUUUAUCUCUUCAGAAUCAAAGAGAACCAGGCGGCAGAACUCAAGAACCAGGCAGCAGAACUCAGCUGGAGAAGAUUUGCAUUCUCUGCAGAAAAAGGUAACUGA